Molecule: messenger RNA, 1053 nt
Organism: Sporothrix brasiliensis 5110
Lineage: Eukaryota; Fungi; Ascomycota; Sordariomycetes; Ophiostomatales; Ophiostomataceae
Exons: 1
Coding region: 1-1053 (350 amino acids)
Molecular function (GO): catalytic activity
Source: RefSeq, a predicted model, not a curated record
AUGCCCAAAACAUCUUUCCGAUUCGGCGUCGAGCUCGAGCUGAAGCUCGAAAAUCAAGAAGGCAAAAGGCCGUUCAAGAGCUGGAGUGAGCUCGCCAAAGACGUCAGUCGGCGCCUGGCCCAACAUGGAAUCCGCAAUCACAUCCAUGGCAAGGCAGCUGAGACUUACGAGGAGUGGUUCAUCAUCCGCGAGGUGACCAUCAAGGUCGACCCCGACAGCGACCAGUACGGCAUCGAGCUCGUGUCGCCUGUGUUCAGGGCCGAAGAGCAGGCAUGGAGCACGGACCUGCAGACCAUCUUCAACGUGCUGCACACCUACUACACGGUCCACGAAUCGGAUACGUGCAGCACUCAUGUGCACCUGUCGACGGCCGGGACGACUCUGACGGAGGUCAACGCGGUAUGCCUGGCCGAGGCGGCGCUCUACUACGAGCAUGCCAUUGACGCGCUCAUGCCGGUCUGGCGCGCGGGCGGGUCGCACUGGUGCGCCUCGAACCGGGACAGCCACAUGUUCAGCGGCAGCGAAGCCGCACAGCGAACCAAGCAUCCCGCGUUGGCCAGGACACUGACAGCCCACCACAGGGCAGCCAGUCUCGACACGUGCCUUGACAUUGUGCGCGCCUGCUAUGAAAGCCGCAUCUUUACGAUGGACGAGGCUAUGAACUUGUGUUCGGCUAGGAGCGUGCGGGGCAUUGCGCAAGGCAAGACAGCCGACUUUGUGCGCGGCAAAGUGUUCAAGUGGAAUUUUUGCAGCCUGUACAAGACGUCGGUUACGAGCAAGGAGAUCCACAGCGACGGCACGGUCGAGUUCCGCCAGGCGCCGGGCAGCACACGUGCUGAGGACGCCGGGGCUUGGGUCGCACUUGCGCUGACCUUUUUUGCGGGCGUCCUGUACAGCGACGGCAGUUUGCCCGCCGGCACGGUGAAUGGUGCGUCGGUGGCCGAGCUGGAGGCGCUGGUGCAGCGCGGCAGCCAAACCUUGGGCUGGGGCAACUUGGGUGAGCUGGAGGAGAUGCUGAAAUGCGCCCAGGGUUUCCAAGUGGACGAGUAUUGA